Xyrauchen texanus (razorback sucker) is the source of this 483-nucleotide messenger RNA. RefSeq names its product green-sensitive opsin-1-like. The coding region runs from base 1 to 483 and encodes 160 amino acids. The transcript is spliced from 2 exons. Lineage: Eukaryota; Metazoa; Chordata; Actinopteri; Cypriniformes; Catostomidae. The record is from RefSeq and is a predicted model, not a curated record. Gene Ontology annotation, biological process: phototransduction; G protein-coupled receptor signaling pathway. Gene Ontology annotation, molecular function: G protein-coupled receptor activity. Gene Ontology annotation, cellular component: plasma membrane.
AUGAAUGGCACAGAGGGUGAAAGGUUUUACAUCCCCAUGUCCAACAGGACAGGGCUUGUCAGGAACCCUUUUGAGUACACACAGUACUAUUUAGCACAACCAUGGAAAUUCAAGGCUAUGGGCAUCUACAUGUUUCUACUGAUUGUUUUUGGUUUACCAAUCAAUGGGCUGACAUUGGUGGUCACAGCUCAACACAAGAAACUUCGACAGCCUCUCAAUUUUAUUUUGGUCAACUUUGCUUUUACUGGCACAAUUAUGGUAAUCUUUGGAUUCACUGUUUCUUUCUACUGCUCGUUGGUUGGCUAUAUGGCAUUGGGACCUCUUGGUUGCAUGAUGGAGAGAUUAUUUGCAACACCUGGUGGUCAGGUUUCUCUUUGGUCUCUGGUGGUGCUCGCUAUUAAGAGGUACAUUGUGGUCUGCAAGCCAAUGGAGAGCUUCAAAUUCUCUUCAAACCAUGCAAUAGCAGGCACUGUUUUCACAUAG